Messenger RNA from Dermacentor silvarum, 1296 nucleotides. RefSeq names its product kelch-like protein 10. Lineage: Eukaryota; Metazoa; Arthropoda; Arachnida; Ixodida; Ixodidae. Gene Ontology annotation, molecular function: protein binding. The record is from RefSeq and is a predicted model, not a curated record. The coding region runs from base 1 to 1296 and encodes 431 amino acids. The transcript has 7 exons.
AUGUGCACCGCCGUUGAAAGCACAGCGAAGCACAUGGACGCGGGCGACGCUGCCGGCAUGAGCGCUGACGGUUACGUGGUGACCGUUUUGUCCGAGGCGACGCAACUCUUCCACGACGACGGCAGGCAGCGAGAGUUCGCCCCGGGAGCGGUGGCCAAGGCCAUGCCGGGUCUGCGAGAUCAGAGGAAGAUCCGUCAGUACUGCGACGUCGUGUUCCGCGCGGCCGACGGUGCGGAUAUCUGGGCACAUCGGUUCGUACUGUCUGCCAAGUACUCGGGGUGCUACGCUCUCUUCACCCUCGCCAAAAAGGGCACGAGUCUCGACCAGAAACAGAAAAACGAGUGGACACCGCCCAUUCGAGUGGUGAUGAAAGAUCUGGACAGUGACAUGAUUGAGCUGCUCAUCGACUUCGCCUACUACACUCCCCUGCACGAGCGCAUCGGCCUGCACAACAUCGUCAAAAUAUUCGAGAUACGGGAACACUGCCUGAACACCCUCAAGGAGAACCUCGAACCGGAGAGCUGCAUCGACACUUACCACCUAGCGUCCAGCCGCGGUUACGAGCACCUCGCAAGAGAAGCAUUUCGCUACCUUGUGCGGAAAUUCGAUGAGGUGUGGAAGAACACCGCCCAGUUCCAGGCUCUGACGCCAGCGGAGUUGCGUACCAUCCUCGAAGACGACCACCUGUACGCUCCCAGCGAGGUGGAGGACACGUUCGGCGCCAUACUCAAGUGGAUCUCCACCGACGUGGACAAGAGGAAGGCUUACCUCGCUAAGUUCCUGCCGUUCGUGCGCUUCGCACGCUGCCGCGCCACAGACUUCCAGAAAGUCAUCGGCAACCCACAAGUCGUGGAUGACGGAGACAGCCUCAAAGUGCUGAACGUGAUUCAACAGACUCUCACCCAGCAGUCCAUGGCGGUUGGUGUAGUAGCCGGCGUUGACCUGUCCCGAAAGUUGUGGCUGAAGCCUCGCGUGCCCAAGGACAUCCUGUUCUUUUUCGGCGGCUGGACCGUGGGCGCGACCAACAACAUGCUCACGUACAACUGUCGCGCCGCCAAGUGGCGCGUGAUGGGCAACCAGUACACCUCGCCCAGGGCGUACCAUGGAGCGGCGGUGAUCGAUCAGUGCAUCUACUUCGUGGGCGGCUUCAACGGCCGCGAGUGCUACCACUCGGUCGUCUGCUUCGACGUGGCUCUGGCAAGAUGGAGCGCCAAGGCGAACAUGGCGUAUGCGCGCUGCUACGUCAGCGUAGCCGUUCUCCAGGCAAGCACGGACGACGAAAGACUAGCCGCUUAA